CGGCAUCACUGAAAUGUAUCUCAUGUCAGGACCCACUCAAGCAAUGUGACAAUUCUGAAUCUGUAGACUGUAAAGCUGACGAAGAAUUCUGCCUUUCCUUCACCGCACAUAUUCCAAUAAUGGGUCGCAUCAAUAAGUCUUUUAAGUCUUGUGCCUCAUCAAACGUUUGUCAGCCAGGCAAUUACAGUCUAACUACCAAGGACAGUAAACACUUCCAAUCAAUUGUGACUUGUUGCAACACAGACCAUUGCAACAAUGACACUCUUCAGGUGCCCCCAAGCACAAACAAAGCUAGGAAUGGGAAUCGGUGUCCAGUCUGCUUUUCCAUGGGGUCAGAUAGCUGCCAGACAGAGGAAUUGAUCGACUGCAUUGGAGAGGAGACUCAGUGCAUCAGUUUUUCUGCUUCCGUCAAGCUAAGUGCUUCACUUCUCCCUUUAUCACUAAGGGGUGCCUUACAGGGCUGCGCUACACCAAACCUAUGUGCCUCUCCAGCACUGCCACCAGAAUUAUCCAAGAACGGAAUCGAGGUCAAUAUUACUCUCCUGCAAUGUAGCAGUGGCACCAGCGCUGCCACCACACUGACGGACAGCACCACACUGCCCUUGCCAGGCUGAUAGGAAAUAGCAAAGCUUUCCCCCUGCAGAUUCCACCAUUUAUUGGAACAGGGAAG
Gekko japonicus is the source of this 670-nucleotide messenger RNA. Its product is annotated as phospholipase A2 inhibitor and Ly6/PLAUR domain-containing protein-like. The annotation marks the transcript as partial. The transcript is spliced from 4 exons. Gene Ontology annotation, biological process: defense response to Gram-negative bacterium. Lineage: Eukaryota; Metazoa; Chordata; Lepidosauria; Squamata; Gekkonidae. The record is from RefSeq and is a predicted model, not a curated record.